AUGAUUAACCGAAUACGUGGUGUAUUGUUUGGAUUAUUACUAUUCGCUUCUGCGUUAUUAGGUGCUGUUUUCUUAUUAACUCCCUUCAUUCCUCUAAUGUUCAUCUCUCCUCCAAAGUGGCGCUUUUUUGCAGAUCGGUUUGUCGGAUAUUGGCUCACCUUCCCUGCUUCGCUUUGUUACCUCCUCUUUGGUGCGAAGUUUCACGUGUCUGGUGAUUUGAUAGAUCGCAAAGAACCAGCGCUAAUGGUAUUAAAUCAUAGAACUCGAUUAGAUUGGUUAUUUUUUUGGACUGCUUUAUAUAAAAUGGAUCCUUGGUUGCUUGUUAGUGAAAAGAUUUUGCUGAAGGCUUCUCUUAAAUUUCUUCCAGGAGCCGGAUGGGCUAUGCAGUGUGCGUCCUAUUUAUUUCUUGAAAGAAAAUAUGAAUUUGAUAGAAUGUUAAUGGGUGAGACGAUUUCUUACUACUGUCGCUGUGGUAACCCUUACCAGUUGCUACUGUUUCCUGAAGGUACUGAUCGAAGUGAGUCGGCCCUUGAGAAAAGCAACGACUAUGCCAGAGCGAAUAAUCUACCUUGUUAUAAGCACAUUUUGCAUCCUAGAACGAAAGGAUUUUCAUUCUUAGUUCAGGAUAUGUUAAGAAAGAAAUAUAUUCGAUAUGUAUACGAUAUAACAGUAGGGUACCCAAAGGGUGUCGUCUGUGAGGAAAUUGAUAUUUUGAAAAAAGGACUUUUUCCAAGUGAAAUUCAUUUUCAUAUUAAAAAAUACAAUAUCGAGGAUCUCCCUGCUGAUGAUGAGGAGGAGAUUUCAAAUUGGCUGUGCAAUUUAUGGAGGGACAAAGAGCAUUGUCUCGACCAAUUUUAUAGCAAAAACAAAAUGUUCACCCCUAGCGGUGAUCAGUAUGUUUGGCCGGUAGAAACGACGGGUAUUGGUUACACUUGUGCACUCAUGUUUUGGACUACUUCCUCUAUUUUUUGGAUAUAUAUUACUUACUUAUACUUGGCAGUGAAGUAUUAUUUUUUUUUCUCGUGUUUGUUUUAUAUUUUUUGUCAGAAAUUUUUUGGUGGUAUAGAUACCUUAGCUUUAAAGUUAUCUGCAAGAGCCUUUUAA
Molecule: messenger RNA, 1104 nt
Organism: Enterobius vermicularis (human pinworm)
Lineage: Eukaryota; Metazoa; Nematoda; Chromadorea; Rhabditida; Oxyuridae
Source: the annotation of a GenBank genome assembly